AUGUCAACGAAUACAUUAAAUGAAAAUUUUCACAAAUUUCUUAAAACUAUUUAUGAUUGGCCGGAGUCAACAAUAAACAAAAAUGUUCUUAUUCAAAUGCUUGAAAAAUUAUGUCAUGAAAACUCUGAUUUAGAACAUAUUUACCAAGAAGUAUUAGCACCACAACUAGAUCAGCAAUCUUCAAAUCAUAAUAUCGAUGAAAAUUCUCUAGUACAACCAACAGAAAUGCAUACUAAACAACCAGCUGUUCAAAAUGUUGUUAAACCAUCGAAUUUUAGCAAUUGUCAAGCAACAAUAAAUGAAGAUUCUCAUGUUGAAAAAGUAUCAAACCCUUUACUAAAUAUUGUUCCAAGUAAUAAAUUAGUUAAGGAAGGAAAUUUAACUGUUAGAAAAGGUUCUACAAUUUUAUCACCUUUAUUAAAAAAACAUGGAUCAAAAACAAUUGUUUAUUGUGAAUUAUCAUAUGAAUAUUGUCAUAAUGAAAAAAUUGUUUAUCUAGUUGUUUAUGAAAAUCGAAAAAGUCGAAAAUUUUUAUAUAAAUUUAUCAUAGAUCUUAAUUGUACAUUUGUUUAUGAAUGGAUAAAUACCAUAUUCUAUUGA
Messenger RNA from Rotaria sp. Silwood1, 600 nucleotides. NCBI's taxonomy places the organism in Eukaryota, Metazoa, Rotifera, Eurotatoria, Philodinida, Philodinidae. The record is from the annotation of a GenBank genome assembly.